GUAUGGAGGGAGAAAAGCAAAAGUCUAAAGAAGAAGACUUUCCUUUUAACAAACCAGGGGAUAAAGAGUCUCAGGGUCAGACAGGCAAGGCCCACUGGCACAUGGAUAUGAACCACUAUGCCACUAAGAAGAGUGCAGUUCAGAGCAUGCUGGACGUAGCCCUGCUCAUGGCUAACUCCUCCCAGCUGAAGACUGUACUGUAUGAAGGGCCUGAAUACAGGUUCUACAUCCCUCUCAUCACACUCAUCACUCUCUCCAUCACACUCCAGGUCAUUGUUGGUCUACUUCUCAUAUUCAUUGUCAAAUAUAAUCUGAACGACAUGAGGAAACAGCCUAAACUCAACAUGAUGAACAAUGUCACCACAGUCCUUGUCUUUUUUAUUGUUCUCAUCAAUGUCUUCAUUACUGCUUUGGGAUUUGACUCGGCUCGGACUAAUGUGACGGUCCCUGCAGUUCUUUCUCAGACUGACUUUACUGGAGAUGAUUAAUUUCCAUUCAGACUAUACACAGUGAAGUGCCCACUGCCAACGCUCAUCUGUUUUCUUCAGACUCAGAUUUUGAUCCCACUCAAAAUUAUUCUAUUGUGUGGCUUUUGCGCAACAAGCCUAUUUAUAAUACAUUUACAAGCAUUUUACACUUGGACUUUUUUUGUCCAGUUAAAUCAGAUUCUAGUUUCACCCUUAAUGUGAUUUAUUUGAGCAGGUGUGAAUACAGUAAUCACAAUCAGAUGUGGACAACUGCAGUCUUUUUAAAAGAUGGUGGUCUUUGUCUUGUUCUAAUGAACAAAUUAGCUGUUCAUUUGUGGUGAGAUUGUGAUCUGAACCAACUAUCAGGUGUACUUCACAAGUCUGAGAUAAAUGGCUCCGGUAGACGAUUGUGCUUAGCAUUAUGGGAUUCAGCAGAGCAAGUGAGCAGAGAACUGGCUAAAUUUGAACCAUGUAAAAUUGCACUGAAAUCUGCACUAGUCAAGAACAUAGGACCAUCUUUCUGUAUUUACUUUCUUUCUCAAACCAAGAGGUUUGGCCAAUAAGAAGAGUAAAUGUUUUCACAUGGUUUGUUGUGACUAAUUUUAUUGCACAUGAUUGCACAGAUUUUUUCCCACUCUAUGAAAACAAAGAAAAACAUUAGUAAAAUGCUCGAUGAUUUCUACUUUAUUUAUUGAUUCGGAUUAGAGCAAACACACCAUAGUUGUGAAAAUGCUCUAAAACAUCAAGGACUGGUUUUCCAAACAGGGAUUAAGCAUAGUCCUGGACUACAGAAGAUUUUUAAUAGUGAUUCUUCACUGAAAAUAACAAGUCUUAAACCUUGACUGGAAAACCAACCCAAAGUGUUAAGUCAACCCACAGGCGUUAAGUCUAACCUAACUAAUAUAGUCUAAAACUAUAUUUUCUGUACUAUUGAAUUUCCUUUCAGUAUGCUGUGCAGUUGUGGACUAGUCCUGAUCAGAGAAACCACUCCAAAUAUGCUUUGGUUUUGUAUGUUUAAAUAAACUUAAAAACAAAAAGUU
This is a messenger RNA of Astyanax mexicanus (Mexican tetra), 1507 nucleotides long. Its product is annotated as Ninjurin domain-containing protein. The transcript is spliced from 4 exons. Gene Ontology annotation, biological process: tissue regeneration; cell adhesion. Bases 3 to 488 code for a protein of 161 amino acids. The record is from RefSeq and is a predicted model, not a curated record. Lineage: Eukaryota; Metazoa; Chordata; Actinopteri; Characiformes; Acestrorhamphidae. Gene Ontology annotation, cellular component: membrane.